GUAAAAAAAAAAAGCUGUCCAAAAGAUUUGGCUUCUUUUUGUCACUGUUCCUCUUCUUCUUUCUACUUCGUCCCCACGACAUGAGAUUCUCCUCUCUCUCUAUAUAAUCUGAAUCUUAUUCUCUUUCUUCUUUCACAAUAUCUCUACUUACAAAUAGCUUCUAUUUCAGCUCAUAUGGAUUCCUGUGAUAAAGAUCUUACAAUUUAACUUCUUUUUAUAGAUCCUUGUAUGAUGUAAUCUUUCUUUCUUUCCAUCCCGACCCGGAUCCAUAACCAGCUCUCAGACCCGGUUUAUUACCAUUACUUCCCAGAUCAUACCGUGUUGACCUUCAUCUUUUUGUUUGGUCUCCGCUCCAAUUUUCUAUAGAUACUUGAACAGCUUCUCAAAGUCUCGAUCUUUUUGUUGUUGUUGUUGUUGUUGUUGUUCUUCUCUCUGUCUAUCAAAUUUUGAUUGAGAAGAUUGGGAUAAAGUCAUAAGCUUUGGCACUAACCAAUGGCGAGCAAGUCCGGGCAGAGAGUUCGGUUGGUGAAAUGCCCCAAGUGUUUAAAGAUUCUACAGGAAGACGAAGACGUUCCUGUUUAUCAAUGCGGUGGUUGCUCGGCUAUUCUUCAAGCCAAAAGACGGAGUACUGCUCCAAAAACUGCACCAAGUGCAGGAGAAACAGAGGGGCCUCAAGCAAGUGAGCAUCCAAACACUGCACCGAGUGCAGGAGAAACAGAGGGGCCUCAAGCCAGCGAGCCUCCAAACACUGCAACAAGUGCAGGAGAUACAGAGGGGGCUCAAGCCAGCGAGCCUCCAAACACUGUGCCAACUGCAGGAGAAACAGAGAGAGAUGACCUCAGUGAUCCCCCAAAUACUGCACCAAGUGCAGGAGAAACAGAGGAGGCUCAAGCCAGUGAGCCGCCAAGCGAGCCUGAAACCAACAAUGUGUCAUCCAGCAGAUCAGGGCAGGACACGGUUCUUCCGUCACCCACAGGUAGUUCCUCGGUCCAAGAAGAUGAUAAGGCUCCUGAUGGAUCCAUGGAGUCCUCUGAGAAACAGCUUGGAGGCUUAGAGUUAUCUAAAGGAGAGGAGAGCAACCAAGUCCAAAUGCACGAACAUUCACUUGGUGAUUCUGACAAGAAUGAAGGAGAAGACAACUCAAGCAGAUUGAUGUCUGAUAUGAAAUCCGUGGAGGAAGCUACGAGAUCGAGGACUAGCUCAGGAAUGAGCUUGAAUGCUGAUCAUGUGGUGGAUGCAAGAGCGAGUAUCUCUUCCAGUGAAGCUUACAACAAGCUGGAAGCUGAAAUCUCUCCUGAUUCUCCGUUUGAAGAGGAGCAAGACCAAGGAGAUCAUGUUUUUCACCCUCACAGGGACUCAACAGAUGAUCUUCCCAAGACUUCUUCUGCAUAUGAUGGGAGCAAGUCUUCUUCUGACGACGAAAGAGAAGACCAAGAUGAAAACCAACAAUGGAAUGCUCUUCAGAACUUAAGAUCAGACAAAUUUGAGAUGCAGAGAUACCCUCAAAAUUUCAAGGAGCAAGGAGGUAGUUCCUCAUCCACUUUCUCUCACAAGAGGCCCAGCGGGACUACCACAUACAAAUCUCUGCAACUUGAGGGGCCAGGAGGGCGUCUUGGAAGACAAGGAAGGAGACAUGUAUCAGAACAACUUCGGCCUGACGUGCCUUUAUAUCCGAGAGAAUCAUACACACGUCUAAGCCCUUCUUAUCCAUCACACGAUGUGUUUGAUCGCUAUUCUCGUGCACACUCGCUCCAAAUGCCUCCUCCAUACGAGGGUGUUGACCAUAUGUAUCACAACAACGCAAGGGGAAGAGAACGGGGACAAGGGAGUAGGUUUUCAGGAGAGAUGACGACGAAUGACACAAGAAACCAACAUCCCGGUUGGUAUUCAGGUCAGAUGUACAAUAGUUCUUACAGUUCAUAUUCCGCAAGUCCACAGAGACUAACGGAACAACAACAACAACCUGAGUAUUAUCAUCCGAGAUGGAGCCAUGAGAUAGUCUCUGAUGCGGAGGAUCAUCACCAGCGUAACAGACAUGCUGACUUACAGGCCCGUCGGAGACAGCCUGUGGCCAAGCGUCAUAUCCGUCCAACAGCCGGUGGAGCCCCUCUCGUUAGCUGUUACAGUUGCUCAGCGAACCUGCAGCUUCCUGCAGACUUUCUCAUUUUCAAGAGGAAGUAUCAUCUUCUCAGAUGCGGGACUUGCAACACUGUUCUCAGAUUCUCACUUCAGUCCAGAACUCAUCUAGUUCCUGCAGUAGUAACACAUGACAUAAGCGCUAACAGGAGUAGCAACUCAACAUCGGAGUCUCCUUCCAAACCCGAAAAGCAGAGCUCCUCUGCUGCUCAGGAAGAGGAGGAGGAGGAUGUACCUGUGGGUAGAGGCUCUCCGCUUCAUCGGCUAAUGGGUUAUUCUACAGUAAGCCAAGUCUUUAAAGCUUCUCAGCGUCCUCCUUCUGUGUAGAUCUCUCUGCGCGCUUCUCAGAUUCGCAAGUUUUGCCAUUGGUUUAUCAUUCUUUGUCUCACCAUGUUUAUAGGUAAAAGAUUUGUUUCUGUUUUAAGGUAGAGAAAACCACGACACUUGUGCAAAAUUAUACAAAAAAAAAGGAUACCUGUUGUAUAUAUUCAUGUAGCAUUCGUUAUGUUUGUAACAAUAUUGAUAUUCAUCAUCGUUCCUAGUUUUUUUUUAUCAAUCUACUAUUAACUUUUACCA
Messenger RNA from Raphanus sativus (radish), 2712 nucleotides. RefSeq names its product protein ENHANCED DISEASE RESISTANCE 4. The transcript has 2 exons. Gene Ontology annotation, biological process: regulation of defense response to fungus. Bases 493 to 2463 code for a protein of 656 amino acids. The record is from RefSeq and is a predicted model, not a curated record. Lineage: Eukaryota; Viridiplantae; Streptophyta; Magnoliopsida; Brassicales; Brassicaceae.